AUGGCAAUAGUGGUGACUUCCAUCAGGGGAGACAGUGGCAGCAAAUCUGAAUCUGGAGGUGUUGGCUUCAGGGUUUUUGUCUCACCGGAGAUGGUGGUAGUGGUGGUGGUGUUCGUCGGUGUUUUAGUCACAUUGGAGUUAAUAAUGGGCAGGAAGAAAAAGCCGGGGGUUCAACCUCUACUAACACAUCAAGCAAAAGGCGUAAUGGAACACUAUCCUGCAAAAACUGUGGUGGAAGAUCAUCAAUUAAUGGAAAAAGCUCUUCAAUUGGGAGUCUCUGUUCUUGGGUGUCACUUCAGUGAGAAGGCAGAACACAUUCCAAUCAAGAAAAGGAGAUUCUUAUUCCGGGCAUCAUCUCUGCCACAUAAUCCAUCACUGGAGAGUCCCAAAGCUUAUAAUCAUGAGCUAAAAUUAAACCCGAAUGCAGCUUGUCUACCCGAAUCAGUUACUGGAACGUUAGGGAACGUUGGGGAAGAAGAUAACAGGCAGCUUGAAACUGCCAUUUGUUCUCGGCACUCGGCGCCUCAUGAGAUCCGAUUGUAUCUAUCAUCAAAGGUGAAUCGAUAUCUCCAAAAUGGUUCCAUUAAUGUUCUUUUCAGCCAUUAUCGGCCUUCCUCAACAAUCUCUGCCUUCACAAAUGAGAAGAAAAGUUUUGAAAUGCAGAAUUUAAAGAUUUAAACACUCUGUGAGCACAUGCCACAGUCACACAGACAAAUUGCGGGUGGAAAGCGAGAAACAAUCUAUGGUAGAACAAGAUUCAUACAACUUCUUCAAAGUUGGCGGACAAUAUUAUUUCUUUUUUUUUAUAUGGUUGAAACAUAGGUGUAAUUUUGAUAAUUGUAAAUGAGAGUUUUGGG
Molecule: messenger RNA, 857 nt
Organism: Lactuca virosa
Lineage: Eukaryota; Viridiplantae; Streptophyta; Magnoliopsida; Asterales; Asteraceae
Source: the annotation of a GenBank genome assembly